Molecule: messenger RNA, 2702 nt
Organism: Elgaria multicarinata webbii
Lineage: Eukaryota; Metazoa; Chordata; Lepidosauria; Squamata; Anguidae
Gene: BLNK
Product: B cell linker
Exons: 25
Coding region: 36-1865 (609 amino acids)
Biological process (GO): cell surface receptor protein tyrosine kinase signaling pathway; intracellular signal transduction
Cellular component (GO): cytoplasm
Source: RefSeq, a predicted model, not a curated record
AGAAGCAGGCCAGUGUGUCCUUGUUGAGUCCCAGCAUGGCCACAAAACUACCAUUUCGAGAAGAAUGCGAAAACUGGACCGCCAUCCAAGUUGCAGAUCUCCUGAGACAGUCUGGGAUGCAUGACUGUGGCAGGAUAGUGGAAAAAUUAAACAUAGAUGGAGAUCGGUUUUUGAACUUAUCAGAAUAUGAAAUGAACAGAUUCUGUAUAAUGGACCAGCCGCAACUUCAAAAGAUAGUACACGAUAUCAAGAAAAAUGACAGUGGAAUAAUGAGCAAAUUCAAAAAGUUCCAUACUGAACCCGUGGCCUUUAUUUGCAAAACUGGAAAAAAUACAUGGGAUCGGCUAACAAGUAAACCACCACCAAGUGUGCCACCAGUAGAUUAUGUUCCAGAACAUACUGAGGAUGAGGAUCAUUGGACAGAUGAGUUUGAUAGUGAUUAUGAAAAUCCUGAUGACCACUCUGAUUCUGAGAUGUAUGUGGUUCCCACUGAAGAGAACUGCGAUGACAGCUAUGAGCCCCCUCCAAGUGAGCAUGAAGAAAAGAAGAUUCCAGCAGCCUUCUCAUAUUCAGGAGAAGACUAUGCGGACAACAAACGACUUAGCCAACAGAAGCCUUGGCCCAGUGCAAAGCCGCCGCCUACUCUGCCAAGCCAAUAUUCAUCUAAACAAAGGAAAAUGGCUACUUUGCUACCACCGUCUGCUGCUCUGAAGCCAAAACUCCCACCGAAACCAACAGAUGACGAGGCAGAUUAUGUUGUACCUGUUGAUGAUGAUGAAGAAGAUGAUAAUUAUAUUAAACCCACAGGAGAAAGCACUCCACAACUUCUAAAACCCCCAGCGGUCAUCAGAACUAACAAGCCGCCAUCGAAACUUGAUCCUCCCAGCUCAUCUGCAUUGCCUCCUGUUCCAAUGUCACCUUCCUCAUUAGAUGUCUAUGAAAUUCCUGAGGAAGAGGAAAAGUCACCGCCUCCGUUAAACAGCAUUCCCAAGCCGCCGCCUCCAGUGCCUGUCCAGAGACCAUCUGGAGGACAUUUUCAGGAACGCAACUCGGCUAAAGAAUCCUUUAAACCCGACGUGUUUAAAACAGACAGAAAAAUUUUGCCUCUUCCGAGACACCGUCCUCUGCCAAAAAUUGAACCCGAUGGCCUCAGAAUACAAGAUGAUGAACAUCACCACAGCAAUUGUAUUCCAGAUUUCAAGUUUCCUUCUGUUACAGUUCCAUCUCCAUUUCCAAGGAUUACGAAAAAACUACCAAGUCCAGCUAUACCAUCAAAACCAAGCCUCCCUGACAAAGACCUCCUAAACGUUACUGAAGUUAAGCCUAUACCAGCUGAACGCCGACGGGGUUCCAGCCAUGAUAUCCCUCUUCCUCCCAUCCCACCUGGUAUCCAAAAGCCACUGCCUCAGAAGCCGCCCACCUUGCCAAGAUCACCAGAACCUGCGAAGCGCACCUUAGGUACACCACGCAAUAGCAUCCAAGUUGGUUUUACAACAGCAGAACAGGAUGCAGACGUUCAUGGCAAAGCAUGGUAUAUGGCUUCUAGUGAACGGAAAACAGCGGAGGAUGCAUUAUACAAAUCAAACAAGGAUGGAUCAUUCCUAGUAAGGAAGAGUUCCGGGCAAGACUCAAAGCAACCAUAUACACUAGUUGUGCUUUAUAACAGAAGAGUAUAUAACAUUCCAAUCCGGUUUAUUGAAGCAACAAGACAAUAUGCUCUCGGUAGAGAAAAAAGUGGUGAGGAGCGCUUCAACAGUGUGGCAGAAAUAAUAGAGAAUCAUCAACGGACUUCUCUCGUCCUCAUUGACAGUCAAAACAACACAAAAGACUCAACCAAACUUAAAUAUAUUACUAGCGUUUCAUAACUGCAUUGAAGAUGCACCAUGAAAGACCUUCCAGCCCUUAUCAUCCAGGAGUUUGAAACUGAGCAUAUGAAUAAGCAUGCAAACCUAUUAUUAGAAGGAUGUUCUCCAAAAGCUGUGUCAGCAAGCACCACACUUUAAGUCCACACAAUUUGUAAGAGAACAGAUUUAAUUUGAUAGUUAUACAGUGUUAGAGUAAACAGCCGGUGAGUUCAAUUUAUUAUGAAGUGGUCAUUCUGAAGUCUAUCCAGUGCCUAAGUUGUCAUGUACUUGAGGUAUAUGUUCUUUGAAAGACAUUCUACACUCAUGAGAAGCAAAAGGCCUCAAUGACAUGGAAUUUAUUAAAAGAACUGUACCUGCUAGUUUAUUCUUACUAACCUUCCUGGUAAAAUUCAUGUUUGUCAAACCUAGAAUGUUUAUGUCAAAACAAGAAAUUAUACAAGCUAAACUCAGGAUUUUGAUUCUGGGAAUAGAAAUAUUUUUAAAAAUCAGGGUUUUGGUGUAAUGUAAGAUUUGUACCGGUUUUGGCUGUAUUUCUUGGAACCAUUGCUUUUUUAAAAAAUUAAUUGUACAUAUAAGAAUAUAAAAAGAAUUACUAUGCACAGAGUGUACGAAUAUAUAAUUGUGAUCUGGAGUACCUUAUUGUAGCUCUUUCACAUUUAAAUUACAUCUUAUCUACCUCUCAAAUGUUAAGAAUGGAACUUAAUUGAAUGCCUCUGAAUUUUUAGAUAAGUCAACAGACAAAUUCCUUGUUUACAAUUGUGAGCACCCCACAAUGAUCAGAUCAAAGAGUUUUCAGCUUGAAUUUGGGGGGGUUAGGCUACACACUUUUUAAGCCAC